CUUCAACAACAUAAACUACUUCUAAUUGUCUGCGCUCUCUUCAACAUGCACAACCGACCCUCCAAUUCACAUAAAAGUCAGCCGGUCAACGGUUCCUCAAGCCACCAGCCUCCGCCGUCACUUCCACCGCCGCGACUCACCUACGAGCAAGAAGUGUCCGUCAUGGUUAACGCGUUGAAAAAUGUCAUCUCCGGUGCCUCAUUGGAGUCUUCACAUGAUUUGCGGUUUCAUCCGACUGAUACUACGUCUGAUUUCCGCUUUUUAACGGCUGCUAGUGUCUCGGGUUCCGUCAUAAGAGGUUCAACAUCUUUUAUGACGGAACCCGAGACUAUUGCCGGUGUCUCGGGUUCAGCGUCUUUUGUGACGGAACCCGAGACAUGCAGGUUUUGUAACAUUAGUGGGUGUCUAGGGUGCGAUUUUUUCGGAGUCGAGGAAAAUGAUACCAAAAAUAGUAACAAGAAGGGGAAGAAUAAUGUAAAUGCGGUGACGAUGAAGAGGAAGAAAAAGAAUUUCAGAGGAGUAAGACAGAGGCCGUGGGGGAAAUGGGCGGCGGAGAUUCGGGACCCACGGAAGGCGGCGCGUGUUUGGCUAGGGACAUUCGAGACGGCGGAGGCGGCGGCGCGUGCUUACGAUAGAGCGGCUAUUGAGUUUAGAGGGCCGAGAGCUAAGCUCAAUUUUUCCUUCGCCGAUUACAAUAAUUCUUCUUCGGCUUUGAAAAAGCAAGAGGAGGAAAUUGCGAAAAUUCGGGAGGAGGAGGAGAAGAAGAAGGAAGAAAAAUUGCGGAGAAAUGAGAGGGAAAUUAUGGAGAAGAAUAAGGAGAAAGAGUGGUGGAGAAUGAGUGCUGGAGAUGAUGAGUUUCAGAAAUGGAUGAUGAUGAUGGAUAGUUGUGAUCAGUCUUGUGAUUCUGCUGGGAGAACUAAUAUUCAUAGUGUUUGAUUACGUAAAAUAUGACGGAAUCAGAAUUUCGAAAUAAGUUCGGUACGAUAUGGUUACUAAUCAAGUAAAAAUAGAGGAAAAUUCUUUUAAUAGUUGUCUUGUAACAAGCAGCUGCAAAUUAAGAUUGCAUGCUGUUUGGUGUAUUUUUUGAAGCAACUAAACAAUAGAAUAUGGUUCAUUUUUUAUA
Messenger RNA from Daucus carota subsp. sativus, 1123 nucleotides. Its product is annotated as ethylene-responsive transcription factor ERF109. The transcript has a single exon. NCBI's taxonomy places the organism in Eukaryota, Viridiplantae, Streptophyta, Magnoliopsida, Apiales, Apiaceae. Gene Ontology annotation, molecular function: DNA binding; DNA-binding transcription factor activity. Bases 46 to 936 code for a protein of 296 amino acids. The record is from RefSeq and is a predicted model, not a curated record. Gene Ontology annotation, biological process: ethylene-activated signaling pathway; regulation of DNA-templated transcription.